CAACAGAGAGCGAUAAGGAUGAAAAAUUGCGGCGGCCAGCGUUCGACUGAAAUAGUCGUGGUCCUAGCGGUCGUCCUUUUGCUGGCUUUGCUCCUCGUCCUGUGGCAAGGCUCGUCCUCGCCGUCGCCACUGGACAACAGUGCCAUCGACAACCAGAGCGCGUCGUCGCUGCUUCGCCUCGGCCACCAGUCCAUCUCGGGAAACCAUUUCCUCCAAACGCCCAAUCACCACCGCGCGGCGGAGGGUGGCGAUGGUCCCGCGUCCAAGGUGGAAACGACUUGGGGCGAUUGGAAGGCGGAAAUCGUGCCGAGCGACGCAGGCAACGCCGAGUACGUCGCACUGGCCAAAAGCGACCGCAACUCUUACGAGGAUCCCCUGGACAGACCGGUAGAGCUCGAGCGCCACCACAGCGGGCACUUCCGGCACAGCCAGAGCAAGGUCUGGGACCCCCAUCCGCGGUACGAUUUCGUGGCUUUCGGCCACGCGUUCCACGUCCAUCUCAAGGAAGACAGGAGCUUCGCGCCUCCCGGCGUCACAGUAACUCACGUCGACGAGAACACGACCAGACGCGAGUACCCGAGCCACCGUUUGGGCUGUUUUUACACGGGCUACCUGGAAGGCGAUCCCAAGUCGUUCGUGGCGGUCAGUCUCUGCCACGGAAUGACAGGACACAUGAGGACGUCGACGGGUAAUUAUUUGAUUAAACCGGCACAGGCGCGAAACUACGGCGACGACGAAAGUCUGGCCGCGCCGAUGCCUCUGCAACACGUCAUCUAUCGCCUGUCCAAGAACAGUGCAAAGUCGCUCCUUAAAAGUGACCACGAGAGAACCAGCGAUCUCCUGACCACCAACAACAUCGCAAGUGGCGCCGAACACGCUUGCGGGCUCUUGGACGAUGUUACGGAAGAAGGUGAGCCGUCCAUCUCAAUUUCGGAGGACGACAACGAGCCAAGGGCGCAUCAGAGGAGACACCGGCGUCAAGCGCUCGUGUACGACUCUAGCGAGAGUUUUGCUUACGAGGGAGAAUCGGACGGGUACAGCAAGUGGCGCGCGAGACGGGCCUCCCCGCGGGAGUAUUUCAUCGAAAUAAUGGUCGUGGCUGACUCCACGAUGAUAAAUUACCACGGAGAUAGUCUCACGAACUACAUCCUCGUCCUCAUGAACACGGUGUCGCGAAUCUACAAAGACCCGUCGAUCGGCAAUCCGGUGAGCAUAGCCGUGAUUAAGAUCAAACAAGUGGACAAGGUGUUUGGCUUAAAGCAGCGCAACAGCGACGGCAUCGAGGCGUCCGGUAUGCUCAAGAAAUUUUGCGACUGGCAAAACAUCAACAAUCCCCACGAACCCUCACCGGAGCAUCACGACGCCGCUUUGCUUCUCACGAGGGAAAACCUGUGUCGGAAGCCCGGAGUAAAGUCCUGCGAUACCCUGGGCUUGGCCGAGCUCGGUCGGAUGUGCUCCUUGAACUCGUCUUGCGCCAUCGUACAAGACAACGGGCUCGCCACCGCAUUCACCAUAGCUCACGAGAUCGGCCACGUGUUGAACAUGCCUCACGACGAUGACGAAAAGUGCCUAAAGUAUCGAGAUAGCUCGGCCGACAACAUCAUGUCCCGCAUGCUCGACGACAACACCUUCCCUUGGGAGUGGUCCAAGUGCUCGAGGCACUUUCUCACCGAGUUUCUCGAGGCAGGAUCGGGCAAUUGUUUGCUGGACGAGCCGGGCGAGGGUAAAAUAACGCUGCGACCACGUGACAGUAGAUUACCGGGGGAGGACUACUCCCAGAACAAGCAGUGCGAGCUGGUGUACGGCGCGGGCUCGGAGAUUUGUCCACACAUGGCGGGCGAUGGUAAGUUUGGAAAUGCAGCAUGCAAGCGGCUGUGGUGCACGGUACCGGCCGGCAUCUGGAGCGGCAGUGGGCACAAGCGUCAGGAGCAGUGUCACACGCAGCACAUGCCCUGGGCCGACGGUACGGUCUGCGGACUGGAGAGGUGGUGCCACCGGGGCGAGUGCGUGCCUCGGCAGGAGAAUCUCGAGCCCGUCGACGGUCAAUGGGGCGAGUGGACGAGCUACGGUGAGUGCUCGCGUACCUGCGGCGGUGGAAUCAAGAAAAAGUUUCGGCACUGCGACAGACCGGCACCCAAGAACGGGGGGAACUAUUGCAUCGGCGAGAGGGUCAGGUACAAGAGCUGCGCCACCAAGGACUGCCCCGGAGGUUCGAUUGAUUUUCGCGAGGAACAGUGCGCCCAGUUUAACAAUGACAAUCGCAACAUCCGCAAUCUGACGAAGAAUGUCAAGUGGCAAGCAAAGUACGACGGAGUGCUCGCAGAGGAUCGUUGCAAGCUUUACUGCCAAGUGGCGAGCAACCAGUACUACAUGCUGCGGGAAAAGGUGGUCGACGGGACGGCCUGCGGCCUCGGGACCUUUCACGUCUGCGUCAACGGCCACUGCAAGCCGGCCGGCUGCGACCACACCCUCAACUCGACGGCGAGCCUCGACACCUGCGGCGUGUGCCGGGGCAACAACUCGACCUGCCGGCGCAUAUCCGGCUCGUACAACACCAGCGAGUACGGGUACACGAGGGUCACCAAAAUACCGGCCGGCAGCAGCUACAUCGACAUCAAACAGUACGGCUGGAGGGGCUCGCACAACGACAGCAACUACUUGGCUCUUCGACUCAAGGACAGCGGCAAGUACAUAUUAAACGGCAACUUCAUGGUGAUGCAGCGCAAGGUGAUCAUGCAACCAGGAGCUACGAUAGAGUACAGCGGGCCCGAGCACGUGGUCGAGAGGCUCAACAGUUCGAGGCCGAUCCACGUCGACUUGAUACUCGAGGUGCUGUCGGUCGGGAGCGUCAAUCCGCCCCAGAUAACGUACGAGUACACCGUACCCAAGCUCAUACUCAACAGGUUCACGUGGCUGCUGAGCGAUUGGACGGCCUGCGAUCGUAUCUGCCAGGGCUUGAGCCACCGACAGGCUCGCUGCCAGAGCGUCGAGAAUCAGGACGUAGUGGCCAACGACUACUGCCCGGCCCGAGACAUGCCGCACGAGGAGACUCGUAGCUGCAACUCUCACUGCGAACUCCAAUGGCAGGAGGUGCCGAACUCGAGGUCCGAGUGCUCGAGCGACUGCGGCCCAGGAGAGAUGCGCGUGCGCUACCGUUGCGUCCAGGUCGCGUCGUCGUCGAGGUUGGCCGAGCUCGCCGUGACCGUCCGUCCGGUACCCUCGCACGUCUGCAACCACCUCGAGCGGCCCCAGGAGCUAAAGCCAUGCACGGGCACGUGCGACAGCGCGCGCUGGCGGUAUGGCGAGUGGGGCACCUGCUCGGUCACCUGCGGCGACAAUGGCCUCCGACACAGGACGGUGCAGUGCGUCAACGCCAACAACGAGACACUGCCCGACGACACCUGCUCGCACCUCGCCAAGAUCGUCAGCCAGUCCUGCGGCCACAAGUCAUGUCCCACCUGGACCUUCGGCGACUGGUCUCCCUGCUCCGUUGGUUGCGGAUUGGGGAAGAGGGAGAGGCCCUACUGGUGCCGAAUCGACAAUCGGGUGGUUCACCCGAACCACUGCGGUGGCCAGCCGGACAGAGUAUCCGAAGCUUGCGACGCUGGCCCUUGUCCCACCUGGCACGCCGGCGACUGGAGCUCGUGCUCGGCUACUUGCGGCGAUGCGGUUCGCAGGAGAGCGGUCACUUGUCGAUACGCAAACGGCUCCGUGAGCAAAGACUGCGAUUCUUCGUCAAAGCCAAUUGUUUCGAUCAGCUGUGGGCUUCAGUCCUGUUCGGCGGAGAUCAGCUCCACUCCGAUGGUGAGUUACACUUCGAAUGCUGUGCCGGUGGAUCGAGUGGACGAGCACGAGAAUGACAUAAACAAUCGCCGUGAGGUGUUUCGGGCUAAAUACACGUGGACGAUCGAAGGCUUCGAAGAGUGCUCGAAAUCCUGCGGGGGGGGAUUCGCGAGACAGAUAAUCAAGUGCGUGUCCUCCGAGAGCGGAGAAGAAGCUCCCGGGCCAAAGUAUUGCGACCUCGAGAUUCGCCCGACCGACGUGAUAUCGUGCAACGAGCACCAGUGUCCGAACUGGGCAACCGGCCCGUGGAGUCAAUGCGACGUCAAGUGCGGCGACGGUUACCAGCACAGGCAGAUUUUUUGUCAGGAUUCACGGGGCGAAGUAAUGACCGAUAACGCCUGCCCGGACAAGUCGAGACCCCGACACGCGAGAAAGUGCCAAAGGGCUCCCUGUAUCCAGAACAGUCGCGGCAGUAACGGCUUGCUCAACCUCACCACGUACAAGUGGCACGUGGGAUCCUGGAGCGAGUGCUCGGCGAGCUGCGGGAACGGGGUGCGCCGUCGCGAGGUCAGCUGCCACCGCGUCAACAGCUUCGGCUGGCAGGACCCGAGCCCCAGCAGUGGCUGCUCCCACAGCAGCAAGCCGGCUAGCGAGCAGUUCUGCAAAAUCCGAGGCUGUAGCGACAGGUUCCACUGGACGCCCGGAAGCUGGAAGAAAUGCUCCCAGCCGUGCGGGAGGAAGGGCAGGCAGAUGCGCCGAUUGUUUUGCCUCGACCUGAGGGGCAGGAAGGUCCGGAGCAGACACUGUCCCGCGAGCUUGCGACCCCAGCGGAAGCGCAAGUGCAACCAGAGGCCCUGCACCGGACCCACGUCCUGCCUCGAUCUGCGGGCGCGGCUCAAGACCAGCCUCGACGGAGAGUACACUUUGCUGGUCGGUGGCAGGUACAUGCCCAUCCAUUGCCACGGUAUGGAUGGGCCUGUGCCUCAGGAGUACCUCACUCUGCCGGCCGGUGAGCGCGAGAACUACGCCGAAAUCUACGACAAACGCCUACGGAAUCCUCCCACCUGUCCGUACGAUGGACAAAGGAACGACAGCUGUGAGUGCAUGGUAGACGCGGUCCCGAUAUCCGGUAGGACCAUGUUCAAGAAAGUCCGGAUAAACAUUCACACGUUGCACAUCAUAGCCGAUGACUAUACGUUUUCCGCAAAAGUUGGGGAAAACAACAUCGAGUACGGAAAAGCCGGUGACUGUUACAGUCAAAUGGAGUGUCCCCAGGGACGAUUUGGGAUCAAUUUGAGCGGCACCCUGCUGAUGUUGUCGCCAGAGGUUUACUGGCCAAGACAGAAAAAUACCUUCACGGUCAUCAAUAAAAUCAGUAAUCAGCGCGUCAUAGGAAAAUGUGGGGGGUACUGUGGCUUUUGCACACCUUUUCCAGGACUGAAGUUGAACGUUCUGCCUCCUUAGAUCGAAACUUUUUUUUUUUUUUUUUUCUACUGCGAGAACUAAAGACUAAAUGUAGCAAGAAUGACAAGCAGCAUCAAUGUUUGUGUAAAAAUAAUCAAUUUCAAUGUUUUAGUUAGUAAGACUUUGAAAGAGAUACGAUGUAGCUAAUAAUGUGCUUUACAAAAGUAUAGGUAAAUAUAAAUAUAUAUAUAUAUACCCGUGCCAUAAUCAAUCUCUUCGGAUAAUCAAAUUUUCCGUACAAAAUGUUUGUGUUGUACACACGUAGUUUGAUUUUUUUUUUUUUUUUUUUUU
Copidosoma floridanum is the source of this 5538-nucleotide messenger RNA. RefSeq names its product A disintegrin and metalloproteinase with thrombospondin motifs 15. Lineage: Eukaryota; Metazoa; Arthropoda; Insecta; Hymenoptera; Encyrtidae. The record is from RefSeq and is a predicted model, not a curated record. Gene Ontology annotation, biological process: proteolysis; extracellular matrix organization. Gene Ontology annotation, cellular component: extracellular matrix. Gene Ontology annotation, molecular function: metalloendopeptidase activity; zinc ion binding.